UUUGCUUUCACUGAAUUUACAACAGGAUAUGUCCUUCCCUUAAAAGGCUGAACACUUCAUAGCAGAGCAAUAGACAUUGCACUAGUGCAAGACUGACACACUGUUAAAAGGUUUCAAGAAGCAAUUAAUUUUGAACCAUUGUACUGUAUCUGAAGUUUGUGCCUUGCCUUCCAAGCAUGAUUGAGAUGUGCUUUGUGGCUGCAGCCUUUAUAUUUUCUCUCCUCUGUGAAACAUGUGGUUUAGUGUUACCUAAUUCCACAGACUUAUUAUCAUCAGCCAGCAAUUCUACCAUUCUAGAGCCAGAACUCAAUGCUCAGCUGGACUCAGAAAAUAUCACCAAGGCCAGAAGGAAGCGCUAUAUUUCCCAAAAUGAUAUGAUCGCUAUUCUUGAAUACCAUAACCAAGUCAGAAGCAAAGUCUUUCCACCUGCAGCAAAUAUGGAGUACAUGGUCUGGGAUGAAAGCUUGGCAAAGUCUGCUGAAGCCUGGGCAGCUGCCUGCAUUUGGGACCACGGACCUCCAUACUUGAUGAGAUUUCUUGGUCAGAAUCUCUCAGUAAGGACAGGAAGAUACCAAUCUAUUUUACAACUGGUAAAACCAUGGUAUGAUGAAGUAAAGGAUUAUGCAUUUCCUUAUCCUCAAGACUGCAAUCCUAGAUGUCCUUUGAGAUGCUUUGGACCAAUGUGCACACAUUAUACACAGAUGGUUUGGGCAACAACUAACAGAAUAGGGUGUGCAAUCAAUACAUGUUACAAUAUGAACGUCUGGGGAGCUGUGUGGAGAAGAGCUGUGUACUUGGUCUGCAAUUAUUCUCCAAAGGGAAACUGGAUUGGAGAAGCCCCUUAUAAAGUUGGUGUACCUUGCUCAGCAUGUCCUCCAAGUUAUGGGGGUUCCUGUACAGAUAAUCAGUGCUUUCCGGGAGUGACAUCAAAUUACUUAUACUGGUUUAAGUGAGCUGCUGUGCUGCCUGAUGAUUCAAACAAUUUCAGAUUGAUGUGAUUAUGAAUGAU
Messenger RNA from Nanorana parkeri, 1009 nucleotides. RefSeq names its product peptidase inhibitor 15 (gene PI15). The coding region runs from base 177 to 953 and encodes 258 amino acids. Gene Ontology annotation, cellular component: extracellular region. NCBI's taxonomy places the organism in Eukaryota, Metazoa, Chordata, Amphibia, Anura, Dicroglossidae. The transcript has 6 exons. The record is from RefSeq and is a predicted model, not a curated record.